CUCCCUUAACCCAACAUGGCAGGUCUCUCCGAUGAUUACUAUUCCCGGAAUAGCUAUCGAGGUGGUGGUGGCGGUGGCGGCGGUGGCGGUGGCGGUGGAGGAGGAGGUGGAAACCGAUACAAUGAUGGUGGCCGGGGAUAUGGCGGUGGUCGGCCUCGCAGGCCAAUGCCAACUGAACCUCCCUACACAGCUUACGUUGGGAACCUCCCAAAUGGUGUUGUCCAAGGUGACAUCGACCAGAUCUUCAAGGACCAGAGGGUACGAACAGUGAGACUGGUGUUUGACAAUGAAAGUGGCAGAUUCAAAGGAUUCUGCUAUGUGGAAUUUGAAGAUGCCAAAAGUUUAGAAACUGCUCUUAACUUUGAUGGCGCUCUCUUUGAUAACAAGCACAUCAGAGUAGAUAUUGCAGGUCGCUUCCGAAGAGACGAUGACCGAGGAAGUAGAGGACGGGGGGGAUUCAGUGGUGGUUCUGGUUCAGCUGGUGGAAAGUAUGGCGGCUUUGAUGACCGUGGAGGAGACCGAGGAAGCUUCGGAGGACGGCCCCGCAGUGGACCUGGUGACCGAGGGGGAGCCAGACCUGAGAGUGGAGGCUACAUGAGGCGCGAUCGCAGAGACAGCGAUAGAUCCCGUAACUUUGAGGAGUUCAAGGAACCUGAUCCUGAGGAUCUGUCUCAGAGGCCCAGGCUGAAGCUGUUGCCAAGGACAAAGACGGAUCCUGUAAAUCAGCAAGCGGAGACUUCGCAGUCAUCCAGUAUAUUUGGUGGAGCUAAGCCUCGUGAGGAAAAGGGUGGUGUGCAAGAAGGACAGGCGUAAAUUUGAGAUCUUGCAUCUCUCUCCAUCUGUAACAGAUGGAGCUAAUGUCCUGCUCAGUUGGACCUGCAUAUUUUGGUUGAGGCUUUUUUUUAUUCCUGCACUACGCUGUCUGUAUGAGGACCAUAGAUUUUGGCCCCACCCUCAGCAUUGCAUCAGUAGAGUUGGGCUGAAGCUGUCCUUGUCUACUACUGAAGCUUAGUUUUUGGUAAAGCAGUAAUGAUGUGAGAUUUGUACUGACUAUAACUGCAGUGUUAAAAUAUGCUGAGGUUAUUCAACAAGAAAAUUGUACUGUGUGGGUUUGUGUAUUGUGACAUUGAGCUUGCCCAGUGAUUAGAACUUUAUGUGGAAGUGUUUACAGACUUCAAAAAUUCCUAGACCUUUCUAAUCUCUAUUGCUUUGUAUGAGAUGUGACUACUCCAUUUGGUGUUGUGACGGAAUGUGUGAAAUUAACUACAAUGUACUGACUAGUUUUCACACAGUGUAAGCAACCAAAACCUGGUAAACUGUGGGAUCCUGAAGGUGGUGAAAUACAAACCCUUGGUAGCCGCAGAGCUUGCAUAUGAAGCCCGCCAACUUCUCCUUUUUAACCCUUCUAUGUACGCAAAAAAUUCUUAUCACAUGCCACAAUGUUGUCUGGUCAAAUUGGUCGUUAGUAUAUUAUGCCUCUAGGAUUAGAUGACAGACAGCACAGUGGCGUGUUGUACAUUAAACUAAGUAUAACUAUAUUGUUAUGGAACUACACAUUCGGGCAUUCUUGGCCUUUGCCAGGGCAUUCCUUUGUUUAACAAUAUAGUUGCAGCUCCUAGUUGUUGACUUACUUAUUUUUGAUGCAGCAGCAUACCGGACGUGUCACUGGAUACGGGUCUGUUGUGGAACUUGUAGACCCUACAUGGGGUUCUUACACCCAUGCUAACUCACAUACCAGAUCCACUGUUAAUUGCACUGUGGAAUCUUUUAAUUUGUUGAAAAAAUCUGUUUCUGGUGAAGAAUUAGGUAAUAUAUAUUUUUCUUUUUUCUUUUUUUCUUCAUCCUUUUUCAUGAGUUACUGCGUGUUUCGAUUUUGUAUCCUGUAUUUUUAUCCAGUAAUUGAGAUGUAAUAUGUCUUAUGUCAUUUGAAUAAUUUUUUCUUUCUUUUUAAUAUAAACUGGAUCUUGUGUGAUUCUGUCCAGACUGUACAGAUCACAAUAAACUUAAGGAAUUUCGAAAAGGAAUUUUACUUUGUAAUCCUUAACUGUAAAUUGUCAAGAGUAAAUGGUGUUAGAUAUUAAUUGGAAUUAGAGUCUAAUGUUUUGAUUUCUCAUAGUAUGUUGUAAAGCUAGAAUUCUGCUCUGUAGUUUUGUUUCUUUUGUGAAUCAUUUACUAAAAAUAGUAAUUUGAAUGCUAAUGGAUGAUGUUAACCCCCAAUUUCAGAAAUGCAUUGUGCACAUUAAUUCAAUGAACUGCUUAUUACAAAGAUUCUUGUACAGAAUAUUUGUGACAAAAGUAUUUAUCAUUAAAAUGUAAAGAAAUAAAAGUAUAUGGUUUUCAGAUGCUUAUCCACAAAAUAUACGUGUUCUGCUAAA
Penaeus vannamei (Pacific white shrimp) is the source of this 2375-nucleotide messenger RNA. The record is from RefSeq and is a predicted model, not a curated record. Lineage: Eukaryota; Metazoa; Arthropoda; Malacostraca; Decapoda; Penaeidae.